This is a messenger RNA of Ophidiomyces ophidiicola, 1584 nucleotides long. RefSeq lists its product as uncharacterized. The record is from RefSeq and is a predicted model, not a curated record. The coding region runs from base 1 to 1584 and encodes 527 amino acids. NCBI's taxonomy places the organism in Eukaryota, Fungi, Ascomycota, Eurotiomycetes, Onygenales, Onygenaceae. The transcript is spliced from 2 exons.
AUGUCCUGUCCUCAUCCAUCUGAACUAGCAUUGGCAUUAUCUAUUGUCAAGUCCAAGCCACCUCACACAAGUAUUAAAGGUCAGGAUCUCUUUAAUAGAUGUGCAGUGCUUUACUUAUUCUACACAGACUAUAUUCUCGAUGUCAGGCGUCACAUUCAUGUGGGGCAACGGAAUAUUGUCGAUGCUACUGAAGAUCGCUAUCUGGACAGUGCUGCGUUCUGGCGGGAAGCAUAUGAAAAGUCUGAAGCCUAUCAAAGCCGCCUGCUUGAUAAAGUGUAUGAACUCGAACAACGAACUGAGGCGGUCGCCUUUAAGGCACGGGCAGAUGUAGAACACGGUGCUAUGUCAUCGAAAAGAAAGGCUAUUUGUGGUGUUUUCACAACCGAACCCCUCUCAUCAAAACGCUCAAAAACUGCUGGCGCCGCAAUAUCCAGCAAUGAUAAGCUUAGUUACUCUGAAGCCUCGAACCCUGUUAAGAGUUCUACAACGCCAUUCCUGCGGCGUUUACACCGACUACAAAAGCUUUUACAGAAAAAGACCGAGUCUGAGCAGUUAGCAAUUGCCUCGGCUGAUCUUUGUGUUGCCAUGGAGCAGCUUAUCGAUACCACGAUAUCCCAAAGACAGGCGAAGUCUAAGAAAGAGAAGGGAUGUCCGUUACAGCAAAAUCUCACCUUAAGAGACAUUUCGAUUGUCUUUGAACAGUGCUAUCCCAUCAUUUUUAGAGCGCUGCAAAGGUUAGCUGGAAGGGAAGAUGGAGCCUGCGCCUACGGCAUCAUUGUAUAUCGCCUGGUUCAUCUCUUUCAGUCGAUCCUCCUCCACCUCCAUCGUCAUACCCUGUUAAGGGCAAAGCUGUUAAUAUCAAGAGCAAAGUCAGUCUCAAAAAAGGCUAGACAGACAGCCAAGGCGAAACGGGAGAAUACAAUAGAGUCGCUGUCGCCCCAACUAUCACGAGAAGACAGCCGGCUACUGGAUACUGUCUCUCAGCUACUUGUAAAGAUGAUACUCCAAAUUACCACUGGGAAAAAUGACCACAGCGACUUGUUAGAAGGCUUUUUGUUUGUUCUACUUGAGCAUGUCGGCAAAGUUCUAGGAUCUUUGGUUUUCAAAGGCCUGAAGUCCGAUACCAGUCUUGCCGUGUGUCCAACUAGAUUGCCCAUUCCAUGCCCGGGCUUCCAGGACACAGAAAAUGGAACUAACGUAUCCAUCCUUGAGUGUGCUGCUAUGCUUCAGAGCAGACACCUUAUCUGCAUUCUUGAACACGCUCUUUCUAUCCAGUGCCAGGGCGAUAGCGCGAGUGGUUUUGUGGGGGCACACUCUUCUCUCCUGGUUCGCGGAAGAAAACGGAAGCUACAGAAUACGCUUCUUAAAGGUGUUUUCGGACAUGACGAUCCUACCCUGCAAGAGUCGUUGAAAUCAAGCCGUGAGAUUAAUCCAUCUCUUCCCACCGGCUAUUCGGACAACGACCUUGAUUCCCCUGGCUGUGAUAAGGGUGAUUGGUUUGUUCAAGAGGUGUGGAGACUUCUCGGCUGGGACUCUUUGGUUCAAAAUCAAAGCGACGAGCAACGUUCGAGCCCAGAAGCUUAG